UAGCGAAGAAAGCCGGCGAUACAUUCCUGGCUGUCGCAGAAGUGGCCUUGCGUUCUUGCCACAACAUAUGUACUACUCGCUGUGGUCGUGAGACAUUCUGUCAAUGUCUCGCGAAGUCGACGUCCUGCGGUUCUGGCCCGGGCCGCCCCAAGCUGGAUGAUCUUGAUCUGGAGGCGAUCGAGAUCGCGAGCUGUAUGCUUAGUCAGCGAGCUGCUCCUGUCCAACCAGAUCGCGCGCCUCCUUCUUCACUGGAACCCUCUACAGCCCUCUUCAGUCGCAUCCGACUCGAGUCUCCCUAGCGGAACGAUUCCGGCAAUGGACAUUACCAGACCUAUCCACGCGACCUCAGUACCUCACACCGACGGUAACGCCUCCGACGGCUCAAUACACGCUGACGUAUCAUCCGCUGUACCACCUCAUGAUGCAACGCCCGACGCUGGUGUCACACUUACGGUGGGCACAGCAGGAGCAAGAGAAGAGGAUGGCGCACACAUGCACUCCACACAGAAAGACUACGGUAUAUCUCAGCCAGAGAAGUCUGGCGUCGCAGAACCUACAGUACCUUCAGUCGAGGAUGCCACGAAGCGCGAGUCUCUCGCCAAUCCUAUUCCCAGAGAUGAGCCCACUAUCCCCAUGUCGAGGAGGUUCCCUACCGAUUCCUCUUCUUCUCGGCCUUCGCUUGGCGACCGCUUCUCGUCGAUCACCCUCGCUCAUGCCAGUCUGCAGUACUUCAAGGACCGCGCCCAGUCAGCCUGCAAGGCUUACUUGCCUUCGCCUCUCCGACAGUCUGUGUUAGCUUCCUCUGCUCAGGCUGAAGCAACGGCUUUUGAUGUGGGUGCCAUUGAAGCUCAGGGUGAAGCACUCGACGCCGUGUCUUCCUCAGUGACCUCCUCUGCUUCCGGUGCCUGGGUGAAGGCCUCAACUACGGUGGAUGCUGCUGGUGAUGCUUCUCCACGCAUACACGAAGACGUCGUGUCUAGCGAAGCUCCCCUUCCCGCUGUUCCCGGAAGCUCUGGUUCUGGCUGCCUUGAUGACUCUGCUCUGCAUACUGCCACUAUCGAUGAAGUCCCUGGCCGUGCACUGUCUCCAGCAUUCGACCCAGUACCUUUCACUCUAUCUGAACCGCAAGUCGAAGUUCCUGCAGUCGAUCUGUCUCCGGCACCGGUCUCCUCCUCUGUUGCUGAAUUUGCUGCAUCUGACUCCGUAUCGCCUCUUGCUCCCAUGGAAGCCUCCCCGACUAUAUGCGCCUUGUCAAUCAUUGAUGCGCCUUCUUCUGCUCUAUCUGCUGCGCCGGAUCCCUCUCUCCCUGCUCCAUCUGCUGAACCGGACCCUUCUCUUUCUGCCCUAUCUGCUUCUCUCCCUACUUCUCUCGGCUCAUAUCCUUCUGCAGUCCUACCUUGUGCUGCUGCUCCGUCUGCCGUCCUCACUGUGCCUGCCAUCAUUGUCUCUGGACCUUCCGACGAUGCACCUGCCAUUUUGGCUGAUGGGCAUAAUGCCUCCUCCGAGCUAAACGAAGAGCCCGCCGUGGGCGAAGAAUCUAACUCACCUCAAGCACACUUUCUCGAACAUGCGUGCCCUUCUGACUCGGCUCUGUCAGCCAAUGCUACUUCGGCUAUACCUCAAGCACCGGCUGCCUCCCACAACCUAGCACCAUUGGGCGAAGACGUUGCUGGCGUCGAAGGUCGGGACGUCGACUGGAGGAUGUCUCUCGCGUUUGGCGAAGCGGUCGAGAAGAACCCUCAUAUCCUAAUACCCGACGUCAUCCCUGUUCCGCCUCCCAUAGUGUCUGAGGAUCUGAAUGCUGCGUCUACACUCGCUACGGACAUCGCACCUGCUGCUGCUGUACAAUCCUGUCUAUCCUCUCCUGCCAUGGUGUUUGACUUCGCUGGUGACCCUCUUGCUACCAAUGCUCUGCCCGACUGCUCGCAAGCUGUGCACCAUCUGGAGAUGCCCUCGGCUGUGCUAGAAGUGACUGAAGACCCCGAGGACACCGUACUACCUGGCUCGACCCCGAACGAACUCUCCAUGCUCUCUAACAUGCCUGCAGUAUCGUCUGACGGCAGCACACGUUCUAAAUCUGAAGGGUUCUCUGUGGUGCCCGCCGCUGGCGAAACCGUUCAUGGUGACAAAUCUACGGACGAAACGAAGGCGCAAAAACUCGAACCUGUAAUGGCGUCCAUGUCGUCCUUGCCGCAACCAAAACGUCCGACACUUGCGUCUCAGCUGAGACAGCGCAAGAAGCUGAUCGCGCCCUUCCGUUCCCCUCUUGUGGACAAGGAUGCUGCUCGCCACGGGAUAGACGCUGUCUAUGCCAGCGGAAAGAGCAGCACCGGGCUCGCAGCAACGAAGCGCGAGGCGACCGAGAUGCCAGCCGACAGCGCGUCCACAGGUGCACAGGCUGGUUCUUCGCUCUCGCAGACGGUGAAAGACUACCCUCCGAGCGUUGCCAAGCAAUUCAAGUCCCCUCUGCAUCUUGGUUCGAGCGGUCCGCCUGCCGCUGCUGUCUCGAGCGUGCAAGCGAUCCCUACGAUACGAGCGCUGCAGGCCAAGAUUCAGACGCUGAAGCAGGCUAUCAGGAUCAAGACGGCGAGCGACGGAAAUGACGAAGAGGAGCUCGACGAGCUGGUGGUCAAGUGGACGACCGUGGGCAGAGAAGUUGCCUGGGCGGUCUGGGACACGGUGAAGGACCUCGGCCCGGGAGAGACUGCGAACAUAGGCAAAGUGGGCGGUGGCUGGUUCGACGAUGAGAGAGGCGGUCGUGAUGGUGGGCACAGCAGUGGGUGGGGUUUCGAUGACGCCAGUCAACCUGCGAAGGGCGAAAUGGGCGAAGAGGGAGACGGAAGCGGGACGAAGGAAGGUGACGAUGAUGCGCCUGGCGUCCAGCACACUCUUGGUACGAUGCUGCGCCAUUUGGGGAUCGCUCCGGAGACGUUGGGUUGGGAUGAAGAGGAGGGGGACUUCGUGGAUGUUGAGUGACAGACGUAGAACAACCACCAUAGCUGUUGCAUUUCU
Molecule: messenger RNA, 3012 nt
Organism: Rhodofomes roseus
Lineage: Eukaryota; Fungi; Basidiomycota; Agaricomycetes; Polyporales; Fomitopsidaceae
Exons: 5
Coding region: 157-2976 (939 amino acids)
Source: RefSeq, a predicted model, not a curated record